AUGUCUAAUCACGGAAACACUACAGGAGUCAAUGAAGGACCCUCAUCCUUCGAGUCAGCCAGCACUGGAAGUUCUGUUGCCCACUCAACAUCUGAGACCCAUUCAAAGAACAACGCCAGCUCUUAUGAGACAUUCGCCGAUCUCCUGUUCAUCCUAGUCCUCCCCAUCUCAAAGGUUAUGAGCUCCUUUGACGCUUCUCAAGCGCCAAAUUUCAAACAAUUUCUCUACAAAAGUGAAUUGGAUUUUUGGAUAUACGGUCUUAUUGGGCAAAUUAACAGCUGCGGCCGGAGUUUUUGGAACAACUAUAUCUAUAAGCCAAUUGUUGGCCAUACUGCCCUUCAGCUUGGUUACGGUAUCAGGUUUGAGAGGGCCCUUGAUGAACUACUCAAGGCUUACAUUUUAAAAACCACGCCUGCAGCUAACCUGGCUGCAGCUGAACAGGCCCGGUGGGACACGUCGCCCGAGUUUCUAAAAACUCCACCUAUGGAUUCGGCGUCUGUGCGGGAAGAAGCCAUGGGGUCCUAUUUGAACCAGGAAAAAGAAUGGCCCGUAUAG
Messenger RNA from Magnusiomyces paraingens, 555 nucleotides. RefSeq lists its product as uncharacterized. Lineage: Eukaryota; Fungi; Ascomycota; Dipodascomycetes; Dipodascales; Dipodascaceae. Bases 1 to 555 code for a protein of 184 amino acids. The record is from RefSeq and is a predicted model, not a curated record. The transcript has 2 exons.